AUGUUCUACAGUCAUGAGAUGCUCUCAUCGCCUGAACAUGGCGUGGCGACCAUAUGGCUUGUUGCAACACUCGGUUCGCAUUCACUCACCCGCCGACUCAACCGCAAGGCAAUCCAGGAAGUCGAUGUUCCAGAAGCCUGUAACAUGAUUCUCAACCCUGACGCUCCUAUAGCGUUGCGGCUGCAAGGAAAUCUGCUCUACGGCUUGUCAAAGGUUUAUGAUCAGCAGUGCGGAUACACCUUGCUUGAUGCGCAGACAAUGCGGGACAAAAUGAUUUCUAUGCUGAAGCAGCUGCCAGGUGGUGGCCUUGAUCCCAGUGCCGGGAAAACAAAGGCUGCUAAUCUCAUUCUUCCCUACGAUCAGAGCUUCAUUCCUGAGACCGGCCUUCCAGGCCUAGAUAUCAACUUUCACUUUCUCGAGGGGGUGGCAAGUCAAGCAUCUUCACAGCUAUUUGAUGGCUGGGCGAACUCACUGGGCACUCUCUUCUCAGGAGAUUCCCAGCUUGGAGUGAUCCACCUUGACAUAAACGAAGACGACCUGAUAGGUACCGAAGACGUGAAUGCUAUCAACACUGAUGCAGUUUCGUCGGGAAAGAAGAGAGGGCUUUUCGGAAAGAGAACUCGCUCAGACCUCGAAGAUGAGGGUGUUUUGCUUCAGCCGGACUUCGAAUUCGAUGAAGAAGGGAAUCUCGUCGAGCUCAAUGAGGACGGUUUAUCGCCUCGGAAAAGAAGGAAGACCGACAUGCAGGGAGAAGCCAUGGAAGCAUUGACAGAUGAACUGGUUGAGCAAGGCAAUCUCAGGAUGGACACCAACGAAGAUAUCCUAUUGCCGGCCCCGGUGGAGGAACAAGUAACUCAACCCCUGCCCGUUCAGCAAAAUACUGAGAGUACUCUGCGGUCAUCUGUGGAAAUGAGAAUGUUGGAAGAUGGUGAAAUUGAGCGUGCUGCAGAGACGCGUGCUCGUCAGCGCAUUCGACGAGCCAAGGUGAUCAGCUCUGAUAAUAGUACGACCCUGCGCAAUACAGACCUGGCAAGAUGGAAUGAUGAGUACGCAGCAAAUAUGGCCCAAGUGCUGAAGCAAAAGAAUCAGAAUAAGCUCGCAUCCCUGUCAAAGAAGAAUGCAGAAUUCUGGGUCUUCGGCCUCGGCAUUGGGUCUGUCGGACUUGGGUUGGGCCAGCAUCGUGAAGAAGGCCCUCUCAACCAUUAUUCUGGCGACGCACUUCAUGGACUUAUUUCAGGAGAGACGACUUUUGCGAGACUAGGAAAUAGGGAUAGUACUGAGAAACAGGAGAGUCCCAGGUCUCGUGGACAGGCUGUUAGAUCAGGCUCACCGGAUGUCGAGAUUGCGCGAAAUGCCCCGUCCAGCGCCUACUAUGACAGAUCCUCCGAGAUGCCGUGGAACAUCACCGCGUCCCUGCCUAGCUCAAUCCGAGGCCAGAAAUUCAGCAGUAUCUCUGAAUCGUCUGCUCGGCCACGAGGUCGUCUCACCAGUGCCAGCCCUCUUGCCGGUCGAAGCUAUCCCGACGGACGCGAGCGCCAGAGCAGCCUAUCCAUUCUCAAUGCCGGUGAUGAAUUAGACAAGCUAGAGCAAUUGGAUAUUACGCGCUACCUUGAAAGCGAACUAGCACCUGACAGGGAGGAUAUCAGCACGAUCUCGCUGAGACGCAAAUCCACAUCCGAGCGUAUUGUAUCCACCUUGGAUGCGGAGAGCCUCAAUUUUCUCGACUUCAUUCAACUGAAACUUGAAGAACACAGCACAAACAGCUCCAGUCGCAUUGCCUUCUCAUGGCUGCUCCCUCCGGCAACGACUGCGCGUAACGUGGCUGCGCAGGGCUUCCUAAACGUGCUUACACUCGCGACCAAAGGUGCUCUCAAUGUGUCUCAGGAGGCAUGCAAUGGUAGUGGCGCGUCUAGUCGGAGCCUGAGUGCUCAUCACGGCGACAUUUCGCUUCAACUGGCUGUAACUCCGGUGUAA
This is a messenger RNA of Penicillium oxalicum, 1974 nucleotides long. RefSeq names its product Rad21/Rec8 N terminal domain protein. The coding region runs from base 1 to 1974 and encodes 657 amino acids. The transcript has 6 exons. The record is from RefSeq and is a predicted model, not a curated record. NCBI's taxonomy places the organism in Eukaryota, Fungi, Ascomycota, Eurotiomycetes, Eurotiales, Aspergillaceae. Gene Ontology annotation, molecular function: chromatin binding; protein binding. Gene Ontology annotation, cellular component: cohesin complex; synaptonemal complex. Gene Ontology annotation, biological process: replication-born double-strand break repair via sister chromatid exchange; mitotic sister chromatid cohesion; synaptonemal complex assembly.